AUGUCAAUGGAAUCAGCCGGUUUCGAUGGUUCAGUCUCUCCUCGCACAGCUCCAGUACUAAAUACAAGUUCUCACAACUCUCACCUGUUGACGCUCCGGAUGUUCCCCACAGAGCUCAGAGAAAUCAUCUUCAAGCAUGCUCUACUAUUGAUACCGCCAGCGCCCAGGGCAACCCACUUCGAAUAUUGUACAGUAUCAGUACAGGACCCUGCCCCGACACCCACCCUUUUGGUAGCCCUUCGUGGUGACGCAGAAUUAUACCACGAAGCACUACGCGCUUAUUACGGAGUAAACACCUUUACAGUCACCAACACAUCUUAUGUCUACCGUCUUGAGCUCAAGCCGUCUACUAUAGCAUAUAUUCAACACAUAAGGGUGUUGUAUUACUCGGGUAUGAUUGACAAAAGACCCGACCUGGAGGCGCAUGAGGGCAGCAAGCUUACCUCCUCAGUACUGUGGAAGCUCGUAUUUGCAAGAAGUCUUCGGACUCUCCAUUUUACGAUCUUUACAAACGAGCGAUGGAUCAUAUUGUUUUUAAGAUAUUUCCUAAAAACGCCUCGACUGCUACGGAAACUUAGCUUGCAUUAUCCCAAGUGUGCGCUGUUGUUGUCAGAAACCAUGGACACAAUGAACAGUCUCUUUACUAACAGCAAAGGGAAGUUAGAGACGAUUUCAUCCAAAGGCGACAAAAAUCUGGUCACAGCAUCUGAGGAUUGGUUCUGGGAAGGUGACAACGGAGGGGUUUUACAAUUGGCUCAGAAAAUUGAGGAGUAG
This is a messenger RNA of Glarea lozoyensis ATCC 20868, 774 nucleotides long. RefSeq lists its product as uncharacterized. NCBI's taxonomy places the organism in Eukaryota, Fungi, Ascomycota, Leotiomycetes, Helotiales, Helotiaceae. The record is from RefSeq and is a predicted model, not a curated record. The transcript has 3 exons. The coding region runs from base 1 to 774 and encodes 257 amino acids.